This is a messenger RNA of Pimephales promelas (fathead minnow), 3178 nucleotides long. RefSeq names its product ras homolog family member T1 (gene rhot1b). Gene Ontology annotation, cellular component: mitochondrial outer membrane. Gene Ontology annotation, molecular function: GTPase activity; calcium ion binding; GTP binding. Gene Ontology annotation, biological process: mitochondrion organization. The record is from RefSeq and is a predicted model, not a curated record. Lineage: Eukaryota; Metazoa; Chordata; Actinopteri; Cypriniformes; Leuciscidae.
AUACACACUCACUUCUGACCACUAGAUCAAAACCACUCAACACCAUUUUGGUGAUUUGCUGGUUAUUUCUAUUCUUUUUAUUUGUCAUAUUGGUUGGGUAAUAAUACUGUUGGCUCAAAUGUAAGAUUUUUUUUUUUUUUUUGCCUCUUUUUGCCUUUUUUUUGACGCUUUUGAAAAAGGUUAAUGAAUAAAUAAUUACAUGUAAUGUAAAUGUUCUGUUAAUUGUUUAAUAUACUGUAAUCUCAAUGACACAAAAGGUUCUCGGUGGAUGGUUAUGGUAAAUGGUUACUUAUUUUCAACUAACAACCCUAACAACUAAUAUUUUAAAACAGGAAUCUUGCGUCUUCUUUUGACUUUUGCAUAAUUUGUCCCUUUGUGAGACCCGUUGGCAUGUUGGAGGUCAGAAGGGGGCGUGUGCUGAGUGAAUCUAAUCCAUAAAAAACAAUACUGACGUUUAUAUCACCUAGAAACGUCGUAUCGCCUCAUAAUUUUAAAAAUAAACUUGUUUUGAGUUUUACAUAAUGCCACGCUUAUUUAAUUGUGAAGUUAGAUGUGGAUUGCUGUGAACGCCUGUAAAAUCCUGACGAUUAUGAACGGAUAAAUGCGACUUGACUUCAGAAGUGGGAAAUAUGCGAAAAGACGUGAGGAUUCUGCUGGUUGGAGAACCCAAAGUGGGGAAGACAUCCCUGAUCAUGUCAUUGGUCAGUGAGGAGUUCCCGGGUGUGGUUCCUUAUAAAGCUGAGGAAAUCACUAUACCAGCAGAUGUCACACCAGAGAGAGUCCCCACUCAUAUAGUAGACUACUCAGAAGCUGAACAGACAGAUGAACAACUGUAUCAAGAGAUAUCAAAGGCCAAUGUUAUAUGUAUAGUCUACUCUGUGAACAACAAGAAGUCUAUUGAGAAGGUGACAAGUCACUGGAUUCCCCUGAUAAAUGAGAGAACAGACAAAGAUAGCAGGGUUCCUCUGAUCCUUGUGGGGAAUAAAUCUGAUCUGGUUGAACACAGCAGUAUGGAGACUGUUCUUCCCAUCAUGAACAAAUACACAGAGAUAGAGACUUGUGUGGAGUGUUCAGCCAAGAAUCUGAAGAAUAUUUCAGAGUUGUUUUACUAUGCACAGAAAGCUGUUCUUCACCCUACAGGGCCACUCUACUGUCCAGAGAAGAAAGAGAUGAGGUCUGCCUGUGUUCGAGCUUUGACACGAAUCUUUAAGGUGUCAGAUUUGGACAACAAUGGUGUCCUCAAUGAUCAUGAGCUCACCUUUUUUCAGAUGACCUGUUUCAACACCCCACUAGCCCCACAAGCCCUAGAGGAUGUAAAAAAUGUUGUAAGUAAAAACCUGACGGAUGGAGUGCAUGACAAUGGGCUCACUCUCAAAGGUUUCCUUUUCCUACAUACUCUCUUUAUCCAAAGAGGAAGGCAUGAGACCACGUGGACGGUACUGCGGAGGUUUGGAUAUGAUGACGAUCUUGAGCUGCAUCAGGACUAUCUGUUUCCCCCGUUAAAAAUACCACCGGACUGCACCACAGAGCUGAAUCACAAUGCUUACCUGUUUCUACAGAGCAUCUUUGACAAACAUGAUAAGGACAGAGACUGUGCUUUGUCCCCUGAGGAGCUUAUGGAUCUGUUCAGUGUUUUCCCCUACAUCCCCUGGGGACUGGAUGUGAACAAUACGGUCUGCACUAAUGACCAGGGCUGGAUCACAUAUCAAGGCUAUCUCUCUCAGUGGACUUUAACAACUUACCUGGAUGUUCAGCGAUGCCUAGAAUAUCUUGGCUACCUUGGUUACUCUAUUAUUGCUGAGCAGGAGUCUCAGGCAUCUGCCAUAACCGUGACCCGUGAUAAGAAGCUCGAUCUUCAGAAGAAACAGACGCAACGGAAUGUAUUUCGCUGUCAUGUGUUUGGACUAACUGGAAGUGGCAAAACUGGUUUCCUGCAGGGCUUCCUCGGCAGAAACCUUGUGCAUCAGAGGACAAUACGAGAGGAGCAUAAAUCAUAUUAUGCAAUCAGCACUGCACAUGUGUACGGACAGGAGAAGUACUUGUUGCUCCAUGAAGUCUUUCCAGAUUUUGAUGUCCUGUCUGAGAUAGAACUUUCAUGUGACGUUGUGUGUCUGAUCUAUGAUGUCAGCAACCCCUGCUCUUUUGAGUACUGCUCACGAAUCUUCAAGCAACACUUCAUGGACAGUAAGACUCCAUGUAUGCUGAUUGCCGCAAAGUCAGACCUGCCAGAAACAAAGCAGCAAUACUGCAUGACUCCACUGGAAUUCUGCCGCAAGCACAAGAUGCCUCCGCCUCAGUCCUAUACCUGUAACACAGCUGCGGCUCCCAGCAAAGACAUCUUCAUCAAACUCAUCACCAUGGCCGUGUACCCGGAUAUCACCCAUGCUGACCUGAAGAGCUCUGCAUUUUGGCUCCGAGUGAGUGUUGGAGCCACUGUUUGUGCUGUUCUAGGCUUUGCCAUGUACAGAGCCCUCCUCAGAUCGCGAUGAGCAGACCCUAAACGUACAUCCCCCAUGUCCUGUCUGCCCUAGCUACAGUAUCUCCCAUUUGCAGAAGAAUCAAUAGAAACAGUAUUUAGUUUUUAAGAAAGAAUGCAUUACGAAACAUAGCUGUUAUAUUUCUAUUUAUUGUCAAAUGUACAUUCCCACGUCUUGAGACUCUAUUUGAGACCGAAAACUAUUAAGUUUUUUCUUUAAACAUGAUACAAGUAAAUUGUAAAUAUGUACAUGAGAGAUAAUGUUUGUUGCCAUGUGAAUAAAACGUAUAGCAUUCAUAUUUAAAGCAAACAAAUGUCACACUUUGCACUCACUUUUAUCUCAAACUGUCAGAUAACCUGUUUGCGAUCUGUGGUUCACUGUUUUUGAACGAAAACAGAAAAGACAGGAAGCCUGCGUGUGAAACCGUGGAGGCACUUCAUCUAAACUUUAUUUGCAUGCUUUAAUGUUUCACAUAAUGUCUUAAAAAUUGAGUCUUAUCAACAGCAUUUUUUCCCUUGUCGUUUUCCAUAAUUUCCCAACCUUUUAAUAAACAGGUCCUGCAACAGUUUUUUUUUUUACAUGCAGACAGUGGAAAACUACCAUUCUGUUCCACAGAAGGGAUAAAAACAAAAACGGCAAUUAAAGAUAUUGACAGUGUGUACUAAAGAAAUACAAAAUACUUUUACUCAUAUAAUACACAU